Cladocopium goreaui is the source of this 1203-nucleotide messenger RNA. The record is from the annotation of a GenBank genome assembly. NCBI's taxonomy places the organism in Eukaryota, Dinophyceae, Suessiales, Symbiodiniaceae.
AACCCAACGAUGGCGGUGCCGGCGCCCAGCAAAGCAUCUGUGCCCAGCCCUGCUCCGAAGCCGCCCAAGCCGGGCAUUGACAUAUUCACUCAGAUUUGGCCUCGAAAGAAACGGAAGGGCCGGAAACGUCGAGGCCACAAUCCACCUGCACGCUAUGGGUUGCUGAGAAAUUUCUUUGCAUACAUUCCGAAAUGGUUAGCUUCGCUACAAUAUCGGCUGGUGAUGAUGGUGGACUCCCUCUCUCACACGGUGCUAUUUGUGCUGGUGCUUGCAGAACUGCUAGGACUGGACAUCUUGAGCGGAAGAUCGCGCUCCGUGUUGGCGCGGCCUUUGGGCUCCGCGCGACGUUUGCUGUCGCUGGCCUAUGACAGUUCCUUGGGAAUCGUUCAACUGCUGCUGACAGCGCCACGGCUCUUCUUCGCGUUUCCAAAUGAUGAUGUGAUGGUCAUCCUCAGGCGAGUUGCGAUCUUGCAGUGCUGUUUGGGAUCCUCCCUCCACUACUCCUCAGUGGUGCGCUGGAAGACCCGAAGUUGUGAGUAUCGAGUACCGCCAUUGCUGAUUUUGGUGGCGUACUUCCUGUUGCCCUGGACCACCCUUUGCGGUUUUCUGCUGCUCGUGCGACCGGGGGACCACAAAGUGGGCAGCGUCACUAUGGACCUGUUGGUUUUGGCUGCUUUUGCUGCCCUCCGCGUGGGCCUCUUUGGGAGAUAUGGCAGGCCUCGGAUGCCGCGAGCACCACAGCCCUGGUGGAUGCGGCUAGUUGAUGCUGCAGUGCUGGGAUCCAUCAUGCUCUUCCUGGAGCUUGGCCUCUUGCGAAAUGCAUGGAUCGAGCGGCGCAAGAAUUGGAAAUACGUCUUCGCUGGCCUCUUGCUGGCGUUGCCUGUGCCGUUCUGGCGCUACCUGCUACGAUUUUUCCGAGAAGAGAGGGAUGGGGUGAAGAAGGCCAAGGGAGCACUCAAGGCGGAUCGAGCGGAUCGAGUCACCAGAGAGGAUGUCCGAGCCGAUAUCUAUGGAAAGCUACGACCCGGUGUGCCCAUCGGAGCGGACAUUCCAUCGGAUGUCCCCGAGAAACUUCGUGCCCGUCGUGUCUUCCAGGGAGCCAAAGCUGGGCGGGAGGCUGCUCCAGCUGUGCCAAAGUUGCCAGUGCUCGGAUUGCAGGCCUCACCCACCCGUUCCAAAGCUGGUUCUGAUGGGUGAAAAAAA